Molecule: messenger RNA, 501 nt
Organism: Peronospora matthiolae
Lineage: Eukaryota; Oomycota; Peronosporomycetes; Peronosporales; Peronosporaceae
Source: the annotation of a GenBank genome assembly
AUGCGGAACCUCAAUGGGUACGAGAUCAAUGGACGCAACCUCCGGGUGGACUUUGUCGAUGGUAAGGACAAGUCUGGAGGGUCCGAACGAAAACGUCACGAGACUGGAAGCCAUAAUGGGGACAGUCUGGAGGGUCCGAACGCAAACGUCACGAGACUGGAGGCCAAUCUCGACCUGGGGGAGCUACUGAGUUUCAAGACACUACAGAUCUCCAUUCCGUCGUCAACAGAGACACAAGCAGUGUUGCUGGCCCCUCCUCCCAUGAUGCACCAACCACCACCCAUGGCAGGAAGGAUGAUGCAGCAACCGCUACGGCCAUCUAUGGGCGGGUCUGCGGUAUCUAGUUCUGGUAUUCUAGGUAUGGCCCCGCCAGGCUGUUCGGUCGGCUAUGCCAGGAGCGUCAGCAAAAGCUGGUGGUACGCGAUGGAGUGCACGACCGGGGCCUUUGGCUGCUCAGGCGACGAGUGCCGCUAUGACCAACAGACCCGCCCCUGCUUCUAG